Messenger RNA from Psammomys obesus (fat sand rat), 736 nucleotides. RefSeq names its product ras and EF-hand domain-containing protein-like. Bases 65 to 736 code for a protein of 223 amino acids. Gene Ontology annotation, molecular function: calcium ion binding. The record is from RefSeq and is a predicted model, not a curated record. The transcript has 3 exons. Lineage: Eukaryota; Metazoa; Chordata; Mammalia; Rodentia; Muridae.
CCGGCCGGACCUGCUCCUCUGGCCGAGCCCCGGAGCUCGGAGCCCUGCGGUGGCCAGCGGCGCCAUGGAAGCGGACGCGGACCCCGAGGAGCUGGCCCGGCUGCGCUCGGUCUUCGCUACUUAUGACACGAACUGCUCCGGGCGCCUGGGGCGUGCGGAGUUCGAUGCUCUGUGCGCCGAGCUGCACGUGGCCGAGGCCGAAGCGGAGGCAGUGUUUCGGGGGCUCGACACCGACCGCGACGGCGCCAUCACUUUCCCGGAGUUCGCGCGCGGCUUCCGCGGAGCGCUCGGCCGGGACAGCGCAGAAGCCCAGAGCUACUGGGACGCGGCGGAGCCGGAGAGCCCAGGCCCGGCGUGGCGGGACUUCCACGCGCGCCUCGGAGACGAGGCCCAGCUCAUUCCCAGAAAAGAACAAGUUAGUACCCUGUACCAGAAUAUCAACCUUGUGGAGCCCAGACUAAUCCAGCCGUACGAACAUGUGAUCAGGAACUUUCUCCAUGAGAUCAAACUUCAGAGCACAGAAAUGGAAAACUUGGCCAUUGCAGUGAAGAGAGCCCAGGACAAGGCAGCCAUUCAGCUGAGUGUGUUGGAAGAGGAAAUGGAUCAGAGGAUUCAUGCAGUGGAAAAUGAGACCCGGAAAGAUGUGAGCUUUUGGAUUGGCCAUUCAUUCUUCUGGCACUUCUCUUGGUGCCUAGGCUUGAGGACAGGAGGCCUUACUAUUAAGUACCCUCUGUAA